CGCCCGGGUGCCGGGUCCGGAGCCGGGUCUCUGCCGGCCCGGGAGCUUGCCUGGUGCCGGCGUCUGGGGGAGAGCGCGACCCCGGCCAUCGGGCCCCCCCGGGGUGGUCCCUCCCCAGCCCAACUUGGCGAGCAGACUAUAGCCCUCGUUUUCCCUUGGCUCGCUAUGGAGCCCUUCUGUCCGUUCCUGCUGGCCGGUGUUAGCCUGCCCCUCGCCAAGGCUCUCAAGGGCAACGAGACCACCACUGCCACCGCCGCUCAGAGCAACUGGACCUCCACAACUGCAGGCCCCCCGGCCCCCGGCACGCCGCAGCCCCUGCUGGCCUGGCUCCUGCUGCCCCUGCUAGCCUUCCUGCUCUUUCUGCUGCUCGCCGCCUACUUCUUCAGGUUCCGGAAGCAGAGGAAGGCGGUGGUUAGUGCCAACGACAAGAAGAUGCCCAACGGGAUCCUCGAAGAGCAAGAGCAGCAGAGGGUGAUGCUUCUCAGCAGGUCCCCGUCGGGGCCGAAGAAGUACUUCCCCAUCCCCGUGACACACCUGGAGGACGAGAUCCGUGCCCGCUCGGCAGACGACUGCAAGCGGUUUCGGGAGGAGUUCAACUCUCUGCCGUCUGGACACGUGCAAGGAACUUUUGAACUGGCCAAUAAAGAAGAAAACAGAGAAAAAAACCGAUACCCCAACAUCCUUCCUAAUGACCAUUCCAGGGUGAUUUUAAGCCAAGUGGAUGGAAUCCCGUGUUCAGACUACAUCAAUGCUUCCUACAUAGAUGGUUAUAAAGAGAAGAAUAAAUUCAUAGCCGCUCAAGGUCCCAAACAGGAGACAGUGAAUGACUUCUGGAGAAUGAUCUGGGAGCAGAAAUGUGCAACCAUCGUGAUGCUGACGAAUCUAAAAGAAAGAAAAGAGGAGAAGUGCCACCAGUACUGGCCGGACCAGGGCUGCUGGACGUACGGGCACAUCCGGGUGUGUGUGGAGGACUGCGUGGCGCUGGUGGACUACACCGUCCGGAAGUUCUGCAUCCAGUCCCAACUCCCUGACGGCUGCAAAGCACCUCGGCUGGUCUGCCAGCUGCACUUCACCAGCUGGCCUGACUUCGGGGUGCCUUUCACCCCCAUCGGCAUGCUCAAGUUCCUGAAGAAAGUGAGGACGCUCAACCCCGCGCACGCUGGGCCCAUCGUGGUCCACUGCAGUGCGGGUGUGGGCCGGACAGGCACCUUCAUAGUGAUCGACGCCAUGAUGGACAUGAUGCACGCGGAGCAGAAGGUGGAUGUCUUUGACUUCGUGUCCAGAAUCCGCAAUCAGCGGCCUCAGAUGGUUCAGACAGACAUGCAGUACACGUUCAUCUACCAAGCCUUACUGGAGUACUACCUCUACGGGGACACCGAGCUGGACGUGUCCUCCCUGGAGAAGCACCUGCAGGCGCUGCAAGGCCCCACCGCCCACUUCGACAAGAUCGGGCUGGAGGAGGAGUUCAGGAAACUGACAAACGUCCGCAUCAUGAAGGAGAACAUGAGGACAGGCAACCUGCCCGCGAACAUGAAGAAGGCCAGGGUCAUCCAGAUCAUUCCAUACGACUUCAACCGAGUGAUUCUCUCCAUGAAGAGGGGCCAGGAGUACACGGACUACAUCAACGCAUCCUUUAUAGACGGCUACCGGCAGAAGGACUACUUCAUCGCCACCCAGGGGCCCCUGGCGCACACCGUGGAGGACUUCUGGAGGAUGGUCUGGGAGUGGAAGUGCCACACGAUCGUGAUGCUGACCGAGGUGCAGGAGAGAGAGCAGGAUAAAUGCUACCAGUAUUGGCCAACAGAGGGCUCAGUGACUCACGGAGAAAUAACGAUCGAAAUAAAGAGUGACACCCUUUCUGAAGCCAUCAGUAUACGAGACUUCCUGGUCACCUUCAAUCAGCCCCUGGCCCGGCCAGAGGAGCAGAUGCGGGCGGUGCGGCAGUUCCACUUCCACGGCUGGCCCGAGAUCGGGAUCCCGGCCGAGGGCAAAGGCAUGAUCGACCUCAUCGCGGCCGUGCAGAAGCAGCAGCAGCAGUCGGGCAACCACCCCAUCACCGUGCACUGCAGUGCUGGAGCUGGGCGGACGGGGACUUUCAUAGCACUCAGCAACAUUCUGGAACGGGUCAAGGCUGAGGGGCUUUUAGACGUAUUCCAAGCUGUGAAGAGUUUACGACUUCAGAGGCCACACAUGGUGCAAACCCUGGAACAGUAUGAAUUCUGCUACAAAGUGGUACAAGAUUUUAUUGAUAUAUUUUCUGAUUAUGCUAAUUUCAAAUGAAAAUUCCUGCCUUAAAAUAUUUUUUAAUUUAAUGGUCAGUAUAUUUUGUAAAAAUCAUGUUAAUUUAUUUCAUAGUUGACAUUAAUAUCCUUCAUAAUUUCUUUGUAUAUAUUUUGUUAUGCUUUAAAGGCCACCUGCUGUAAAGUUAUUAAAUCUUAAAUAUGCCCUUUAAAAACUGGAAUAAUGUAUUAAGGUCAAAUAAUAUCCCAUAAAAUAUAUAUUUCUGCUAAUAUCAGUAAAAAAUAUUUUAAUUUUUCAUUAGAUUCAUGUCACUUAACUUCACACAGUCAGCGCCUCUAAAGAUCUUAAUAUGCCGAGUGUGUUUAUUUAUGCAAGGUACUAACCACAGCUUCAUUAGGAAACAAUCGAGGACUGAGAAAUUAGUGGAAAAUUUCCUGGUAUUGAUUUCACAGCCCUGCACAGUGGCAGGUUUUGAAGGCAAACUUCCCGUGAAGAUAUGGCGUAAACAAGGAGUCCUAUACGCCUCAGCCUCAGUCCAUGUAGUUUUCCUUUACCUUUUAAAGAUCAAAGAAGACUUUUCAACCUGAGUCCAGGUCUAAAACACACUGGAGUAAUCGGUGGUUAUGUAGUGAUCCUUAAAAAUGCAUUUAUCAAGACUGUGUUGUGACAUCUUGUCGAGACAAAAGAGAUGGGAAGGCCAGUGGCCCAGUGGGCUCGGGUCCAGCAAACCAGCUCGCAGAGCGUCACUCCCCUCGCGCCGCUUGCUCUCCAUCCUUCUGGGUGGUUGACUCAGAUGACCCUCUAAGAAUCACACCCACUGCCCUUCUCACUCCUGUGUCCCCCGCCUGCACUCCACCAUUCUGCCCUGCUUGUCAUGAGCUAUACCUCGAGGCACAAUAAAAAAUCACUUCCCAUUCCAAAAGGUCAGAUAGCGCAUCUGACAUGCACAGAGAAGCCAGGAGCUCCUGCCUGGGAAAAACAGUCGGGCAACCACAAGCAAUUAUGCUUUAAACUUUCUGAGAAGAAGUGUUUUGGUAUUUUAAAAAAUCUCUUGUAAAAGUUAAGACUGUUUGUAAGAAAAAAAAUAGUUAAAAUAUAGAUUUAUACAGUCUUUUUAAGUCCCACUCCUUAAUAUUUAAUAAAAGGAAAGAAAGAGAUAUCCUUACUCUAAAGACUAACUUGUUUUUGAAUGGUUCCUAUUGAGACGUCUGACACCGGAUAAUAAUGAUCUCAUUGCCACUCAGGAUUGGCUUGUGGGGCAAAAAAAAAAAGAGGACGAACAUGGAAAGUUUUAAUUUAAUGGCAGCGACCUCUCUGUGGCCAUCAGGUGCCUAAGCAGAUGAGCACAAUGUAAAAAAAGACAUCUGGUCUAUCUUUCUGUAAUCAUUUAACAUGUGCAUUUUGGGGUACUUUUUUUUUUUUUUUUGCUUUCUAAAAGAGAUAUGAAUCUAAAGACCUAAUUUGAUAUUUCCACUGGUAACUGAUUGCGCGAGUGCAACCCAGGGUGAGUGAUGUCCUAAUAACAGGCCCACAGGUAAUCAAGGUUCUUCUGCUCCUCCACGCCCCACCCAAAGGUCAGAGGAGCCCAGCUGAACAGACAAAAGCACAACUUUGUGAGAGCUGCCACCAGCAGCAGCCCUGGGCUCCUCAUGCAGCUGACCGCCGCCCUCUCCCUUCUGGGUGCACUGAUGGUGCUUUUGGGUCAAAGAGGAACACGGAGGGAGCUUUGCAAGACGCACCAGGUGGCUGCAUUUGUUUCCAUUGUUAAAGUCCCCAGCCCGAAGUCCUCCUUUGACUAAAGGGGAAGAGAGAAAGUUGAGCACCGAAGCCUAGAAACAGAGCUGCUGUUGGCAGUGAUGGCAACAGGGGAUCGCAGCGCCCCAGGGCCUGGAUGGGGGCCAACUUCAGGAGCCUUCACUGAGCACCCUGCAGGCCCUUUCGUGGUCUAGCUGGCAUCUCGUGUCGUGGGAUUAAGGUACACCUUUUCAGGGGUGCCCUCGGGAAAGCACCCCGUUUGUGUGUAUCUCCUGCCCUUUGGGCCGUCGCCUGCAUCUGCUGAGGCUCCACGCUGGUGGUUCUGAGAACAGAGCAAACGCCACUGGCCCUGGGGUGCAGCACCCUGCUCCCUCCACAAUCAUGGCAGCACUUGCCUCCCCGGGGGGCUCAGUCACCAGCCUCUGGGCCCCUGCCAUCAUCCCGCGGCUCUGAUUCCAGCCUCGGUGGGCGCUCCAGGACUCCGCAUCCUGUCUGCCUUGCCCUGAAAGCUGGCACCUCCUCCCCUUGGGUCAAAGAAAGUCCGUUGUACAUAACUGAACAGCGCCAUGCUGGGAAAGUCGUUUUUCCUUUGACGUGUUUCUCUGUUGCAUGCGGUUGCAUUCAAAGGCCAAAUAGCGAUCAGAAGACGACCCGUUCUGAUCUCCUUGCUUUAUCGGUCACUGUGUGACUCGCUUUACAGUCUCUCUCAUGUGCUUUACGAGUGAAGAAUGCGCACCAGUGUUUUAAAAGGUAUUUUUAUGUAUUUUUUAAAACUUUUUAAAAUGAGCCUGAUGCCUCUGUUUCAGCAUUUGGAGACAUGCCUUUUUUUAAAAAAUGUAUGAUUACUGAUAUUUCUGUUGUGUUUAACUAAGUUGUGUUUAAUUUAUGUGCAAUCUUUAUAAUAUAUGUAUGUACUCUGGUUUCAACUAUCAUUUCUUUUUGUUUUAUUCCAUUUACCAUUUGAUCUUGCUCUGAUUCCAGUGCCAGUGAAUGUUGCUGAAUUUGUAUAUGCAAAUUGCAAGAUCCAAAAUAUUCUGUUGCAAGGAUAAAUCUUUACUUUGACUUCCA
Capra hircus (goat) is the source of this 5064-nucleotide messenger RNA. It is a transcript of the gene PTPRE, whose product is annotated as protein tyrosine phosphatase, receptor type E. Bases 166 to 2280 code for a protein of 704 amino acids. The transcript is spliced from 21 exons. Gene Ontology annotation, biological process: protein dephosphorylation. Lineage: Eukaryota; Metazoa; Chordata; Mammalia; Artiodactyla; Bovidae. Gene Ontology annotation, molecular function: protein tyrosine phosphatase activity. The record is from RefSeq and is a predicted model, not a curated record.